Molecule: messenger RNA, 2782 nt
Organism: Drosophila teissieri
Lineage: Eukaryota; Metazoa; Arthropoda; Insecta; Diptera; Drosophilidae
Gene: Nup44A
Product: nucleoporin seh1
Exons: 4
Coding region: 1668-2732 (354 amino acids)
Biological process (GO): positive regulation of TORC1 signaling; cellular response to amino acid starvation
Cellular component (GO): Seh1-associated complex; nuclear pore outer ring
Molecular function (GO): structural molecule activity; protein binding
Source: RefSeq, a predicted model, not a curated record
CUGCUGCUGGGAACAACAACAACGACCAUAAUUUCUCAAUUUGCUGGCGUAAGUGGCGAGCGAUGCUGAUUAGGGUUAAAUGAGCGAAAACGACAGGAAUUGAUUAGCACGAUGCACUCGAAUCGAAUUAUUAACGAAUUCAGUCCGCUGCCACGAGCAGAACACGCGAAUGCCGCUGAUUUGUUUUCAUUUGGUGCUGCUCGCUGCUCCCGGCAUCACCAGAGGUUUUUUAAAAGUCAUAAAAGAAAUUCCCGAACCAACGCGACGCCAGCUUUAAUCUCAGAUAGGCGGGUGCCUGAAAAAUCUUCCGAUUUCGGCAUUGGCCUUGGCGACCGAUUAUGAUUAAUACUUAACGGUGACGGGUCUUCACGGGCUCAAGCUCAAAUCUUUCCCGACAUCUUAUCGCGCGGAAAUUUUUGUAUUUCGGUGUUCGAUUCUGGUCGAAUUAUUCAUGUUUGGCGCGUGGCCAGAAAGAAACCGUCUACUGAUAUCACCACCAAAUAAUAAUAGAACCGAAAGUCGGUCGCGUGUGAAACGCCUGAUUUCGAUGGGCUUAUCACUAGGAUUUCUACAGAGGAACAAACAACCUGUGCCUUCGGUUGAACCAAUUUGUGCGUGAUAACACUUGUAAACUUGUUGACAUAAAUAGUUUCUUACUAUCAAGUGCAAUGUUUACAGUUAAAUAGUUUUACAUUUCUUAAGAAAAUACUACGAAUUUAGUGACUGCGUCAGAUUGAAUUUUCGUUUUGAGUUAUUCUGAAAUUCUCUUAUAUCAUAAUGAUAUAUUUAUCAUAUUUUUGCAAUUCAAUAGCAACAAUUAAUGCAGUAUCCAAUUUAGUUCUUAUUAGGUAAUUGAUGCCGGCCGAAACACACACACGCUGGCAGAUAUGCUUCUCUCUCGCCUACACUCGCACACACAUACGUUACGGGCAUCGCGCGAUGUGUAAAAUCCAAUAGGAAUCAAGGUCAGCAACGAGUGCGAGAGCGAGAGGGCGAGCGAGGAAAGACGAGCAUAUUGCAGAUGGAAGUAAUUGGAAUUUAUGUUGUCCAUUGCACUUUGGUUGAAAUCCGCACUUUAUCCAGCGAAUAGCGAAUUCAAAUGCUAAACAAACGCGGGUCCCGAUCUACGUCUAUGCUAUGGGGUUAUUCACCCCGCUCAUUUGCAUACACAUAUGCGCAUACAUUUCGCUCGGAUCGGGCCGUAAUUACCCGUUUAGCGCUUAGAUUACCGCACUUACUCUUCUCCAUCGCACUGCGCUUCGCACGUUUCUUUCGGUUGGCAAUUUUGUUGUGUGUAACUGUUCUUUUCCGGGUGCAAAACGGCCUCUUUUUGGCUAUUUGAGCCCUGAAUCCCCGAUUUGUGUGGUUCUCGCGAGUCCCAGAUGGGCUUGUGGCACGGCUGAUAAGUUAUCAGCUUGUGACCGUCUGAAGUACUGUGUUUUGUUAUUUUUCGCUCGAUUUUUUAUUCGUAUUUCACGCGUAAUUCGGACCACUUAGCCGGUGUGACCGUUCGCCUCAGAGGAAUGAAAAAAUACUGAGCGGGGUAAUCAACAGCUGUUCGGCGGGUGCCAGCCAACCCUGUCCUUGCAGGGCUGCAUUACCGGCGCAGAUUUUUCGGCGCGUGCAUUUUAUAAACAACAUUUACGGAAAUAACGAGAGUUUCAAGCAUGUUUGACGUGGAACCUAUUAUUGCCGAUCACAAGGAUGUGAUACACGACGUGGUCUUUGAUUAUUACGGCCGCAGAAUGGCCACCUGCUCCAGCGAUCAGACGGUCAAGAUUUGGGAUGAGGACGGGCAAGGCAAGUGGAAUGUCACAAGCAGCUGGAAAGCGCACUCCGGUUCCAUUUGGCGCGUUUCCUGGGCUCACCCGGAAUUUGGCCAGGUUGUGGCCACUUGCUCCUUCGAUCGCACCGCCUCCGUUUGGGAGGAGGUGAUUGGCGACAAGGUGUCCGCGACCAAUGCCCCCAUACGCCGCUGGGUGCGCCGCACCACCCUUGUGGACUCGCGGACCAGUGUCACGGAUGUGGAGUUUGCGCCCAAGUACCUGGGACUCCUGUUGGCCACUGCAUCCGCAGACGGCAUUAUCCGCAUCUAUGAGGCCCCCGACAUCAUGAACCUAUCGCAGUGGCCUGUGCAGCACGAGAUUGCCAACAAACUGCCGCUAAGCUGUUUAUCCUGGAACACUUCCACUUACAUGGUCACUCAGCUGAUAGCGGCUGGCAGCGACGAAGCAGCCACGCCUACUGGCAAGGUGUUCUUGUUUGCGUAUAGCGAGAAUACCCGAAAGUGCGUCAAAAUCGAGACUGUCAACGAUAUAACCGAUCCAGUCACGGAUGUGGCCUUUGCUCCAAAUGCCGGACGGACUUUCCACAUGCUGGCAGUGGCCAGCAAGGAUCUUUAUAUUGUAAACUUGCGGGGUGUGACGGACGCUACUGACAUCUCCAAACUGGAUAUCCAAACUAUUAAGUUUAGCGAGCACAAUUGCCCUGUGUGGCGCGUCUGCUGGAAUAUGCUGGCCACGAUGCUGAUCUCCACGGGCGAUGACGGUUGCGUGCGUCUGUGGCGGAUGAACUACAACAGGCAAUGGCGAUGUGCCGCCGUAUUGAAGGCAGAGGGCAGCGGACCCACUUACGAGCCUGCUCCGCCCACUCCCACACUGGCUACUACCGCCUCGGCCACGGCCAAGUUCUACAAGAAGGGCACAAUCGGCAACCAGGUGCCGUGGCACUGAUCUUGUUCUUAAUUGUAAGAGUCCCGAAUAAAUUCAUAAGUUAAACCUCA